This is a messenger RNA of Frankliniella occidentalis (western flower thrips), 3986 nucleotides long. RefSeq lists its product as uncharacterized. The transcript has 11 exons. The record is from RefSeq and is a predicted model, not a curated record. Gene Ontology annotation, molecular function: protein kinase activity; ATP binding. NCBI's taxonomy places the organism in Eukaryota, Metazoa, Arthropoda, Insecta, Thysanoptera, Thripidae. Bases 280 to 2646 code for a protein of 788 amino acids. Gene Ontology annotation, biological process: protein phosphorylation.
UACUCCCCGCUCAGCAUGGAGUAUUUCCUACGGCUGCAGUUGCAGUGCAGUUCCGAUCCUGGCCGUAGGGGGCAGAGCAGAGCAGUAGUAGUGGUUGUAGUGGUGUCGUAGUAGUGUUAUUUGGUAGCAUAGUUGUUGUUUGCUGUGUCAUUGCUAGAGAUGAAUUGUGGCCUUCAGUUCCAUCUCCUGCUUUAUUUUGAUAUGUACUUGGUGGCUAUAACCUAAAAACAUUAAGAAAAACAGAGCUCGAUUAUAACAUUAGUCAUUUUCGUCGAAAAAAUGAGUGAACUUUCUGACCACAAUGCCUUUCCAAGUGGGAGUAACCUCACUAACUUUGAUGAGGCUCAAGAAGUCCCAUCCUGUAGUAGUUUCCGUGAUUUUACCCUCAGUGGUUUCACCUAUGAUCAACCCAAGAGACAAUGUUUGAAUAUUAAUAACCCUCAGAGGCAUGUAAAACCAAAUCAUAACCUUGCAAUUCCUGAGGCUGGUACAAAAGUAUCAACUCGUUCCGUGAGACGGGCUGGCCCUUACCUAUUGGGUCCGACUUUAGGUAACUCACCUGUCGAUAGCAUUGUUCAGUGUUUGGCUCGCAAAGAAGGAACUGACAACUUUUAUACAAUUAAGAUUCUCACACUUCAUGGUGGUGAGAAAAACGCAGACAGGGAGCAAGAUGAACGGCAGGGAAAAAUGUUACUUCACACAGAGUAUUCUUUACUCUCUCUACUAAGAAAUGAAGAAGGAGUUGUUCAACAUCAUGAUUUUUUCAAGGAUAUUGCGUUGGAGGAACAUGUUGAUCGUUCAAAGGGUCUUGUUUACACUGGUGGUAUCCACCAAAGAUUAUGCCUUGUACUUGAUUGUCUGACCCCUCAUGAUUUCUGUGAAAGAUCUCAAGAGUUAGUGAAUCUCCAACACUAUGUUAUCAUAGAAAAAAAGCUCUGUGAAUUGUAUGGUCUUAUUAUAUUUUACAAUGUGGUUAAAGUUGUUGAAAGGCUACAUGCUAUGAAUGUCGUUCAUCGAGAUCUAAAGCUGGGGAAUCUGGUGCUUGACAGAAGAAAUCACAAAGUUACAAUUACUAAUUUCUGCCUUGGAAAACAUUUAGCAAGUGAAAAUGAACGUUUACAGGACCAAAGAGGCUCCCCUGCUUAUAUAUCUCCGGAUGUUUUAUGUGGGAAACCAUAUCUAGGGAAACCCUCAGACAUGUGGGCUCUAGGAGUCGUUCUGUUUACAAUGCUUUUUGGCCAAUUCCCUUUCUAUGAUUCAAGCCCACCCCAGUUGUUUAAUAAAAUAAGGGCUGCGGAUUACACUAUUCCCAGUGAUGGAAGAGUGUCUGAGGGAACAAAAGAUCUGAUACGUCGAUUAAUUGUUCUGGAACCAGGAAUGAGGCUCACUGCCUCUCAAGUGUUGGAUGAGCUCAUUUGUAUAAUUACUGCCAGUCGUCCACUUCAUCGAGGAGAAGAACUUCAGGUUGUUCCUGACUGUGAUGAGGAUGAAGAGGAUAAAGUAAGUGGCAAACGAAUCGUCAGUCCCUCUGUGAUUUCAACAGAUGCUGUUGCUGGAGUUUGUAAAAACACAAUACGCCAACUUCAUAACUUACAGAAUCAAAUGGAUGAGAUUCAAAGAAAAGCAGAAGAAGCUCUCGCCAUGCUGGAGCCAAGACAAAAUAGAUUAGCACUUCAGCAAUCAUCAGGGAUCCAAAAUGUUAACAAUCAACAACAAUUAUCAGCAGACUUGGUUCCCUCUCCUCUUAUUGGAAACUCUGCACAUGUUCAUGGGCCUAGUGGUCUUCAAAGUUCCUCCCCAAUCUUGAGCAGAGUGUCCUGGCGUAACAUACCCACAAGGGUUGGCAGCCGAAUUCCUGUGCAGCGACUUGCAAGUGAUGCCAGAGAGCUGACGGCUGAAGAAAUGGCUCGCUUCCAUAAUCUCAUACCCACAACUAGAUCUUCAGCUCGCAAUGUUCCUGGGAUCAAUACAUCUUCUGGAACUUCAAACAAUACAGAUGGUACACAUGUGGUUCAGGAUCCUCUGUUGAAUAGUGUUUUGGAUGCAGUUCUCCACAACCAACCAACUGCAUCCCUUAACCCAGCCUCAAGUAUAGCUCAACGUCUUAAUGGGCUUGAGCAUGUUCGGACUAGCCUUGCACCUCAAGCAGUUCCUCAGGUUGCGCCUUCUCACCAAUUGCAAACUUUUUUGAGAAAUCCGUCACGGCAAGCCAACUCAAAUUCUCCCACUGUAAGGCAUGUUCAAGCCAACCACCUCUCUAGUUUAGGACGGCCAUCUAUCCAAAACCAUUUGCAAUUGCUUUCUAAUAAUCCAUCAAGCUUGUCUCAACCUGAGCCACCAGUUCGCAUGCAGAUACAAUGUCAUCACGAUCGACCUCAGCAUAGGCGACUACAGCGCACUGUUCCAAAUGAUAACUUGACUCCCAAUCAAUCCAGGCAGCGAAUAGUUCCAAAUGAUAAUCAAAAUAUUAGCCAGCCAAGAGCAUCAAGACCUUAUCAUCAGUUAUCUCCUGGAGUUCAGAGAAAUAUUGCUCGAAAUUUGUCAAUGAUUAUUCGUACUCAAUUUGGUCAUCAGUCUCGACCUGAAAAUUCUGCAGAUAGUACUGGCAGUAACGACCAAGAGCUCAAUGGUAAUCAGCCGCAAUAACAUACACCACCAUAAAGGUUUUGUAGAAAAAUUUGUUAUAUUUAUAAACAUGCAUGUGCAUGACUCAUGGAAUGGCAGAGUAAACAACUUGUUUUAUCUUUCUUUAUUCUUUAUCUGAGCUGCAACCUUAAUUCAGAUAAUAGCAUCUUAUUUUUACCUGUAGUUGACAACAGUCACUUCAUCCCCACCCCCCCAUUUUUUUUAAGAAUCAAGAUUGACCCAAGUUUGUUGUUAAAUUUUCAGUUGUAUUAUUUUUCAAGUGCAUGUAGAAAUUUAAGUGGUAUAGAUAACUAACAUAAUAUUGUAGUAAUGAGUAGUAAUGUAUUUCUACUAAACAUUUUUGUUGGUCUUUGCUGUAAAAAAACAAAAAACAAAAAUAAUGACAAAGUUGAUGUGCUCUUUGGUAUCAAAUUUUAAAGAAGUGAGACUGUGCUCAACGCAAUACUCCAAAAGUGGUCAUUUUUAACUCUGAAGGAGACCAGUUUUGUGAACCCACUCAAACCAGUGAUGAAACAUGAUAGCCAGAGCCUGAUUUGCAGUUCACCAUGUAGGUUGAAUGUGUGGGUAAAGGCUGACUCUAAUUUAAUUUCUAAAUGUUUUGGAUGAAUUGUGAAUGGAUGCAUCAACCAGGUUGCAUUGUAGGAAAUGAAAACAUGUGUGCGUUGCAUGCUUUACCGUAAUGUUUAUAUGUAUGUAUAUUGCUCUAGGGCUGCAGUGUUUGUAGGUACUCAUGUGAUAUUUUUGUGUUGUAUUGAGUAGAAUUUAAUGGGGCUGAUCUAUCCUCAUUGAUUGUGUUAGUUUAUUACAGGGUAUUAAUUAGAAUUCUCAUAUUACCCAACCUUGUGUUUCAUACUGUAUUGGUGAUAAAACUAAUUUUCCAUUCUUAAUAACUUGUUUCUAAUUCUCUUGAUACUUGAUUAUUUCAAAAAGUGCCUUUUUUUACUGUCUAAAGUAUUUUUUUUGGUUUUGUCAAAUGAAAGUCUUGCACUUAAAUUUGUGAUGAAAUGCUGUGUGCAUUUGUGUUCUUCUUAUCACUUGGUAUGUAUCACACUUUUGAAAAUUAUUUGAAAAUGUUAAGCAUGCUUUAUGCCUCGUUUAUUACCAUAUUGUGUAGUUUAUACAUGACUGUUUAAUGUUGACUGACACACCUACACACUUUUAUAACUAGAAGUAGGCUGUCUUUAUGUACAACUAAUGAGAUUUACUGUAUUGAAGAUUUUGUUUAUUAAGAACUUCUACGUGAUGCCUGUUUAAUCUCUUUUUUCAACUCAUAAGUUGUCAGGGGAUACAUGAGGUAUGGUAAAACGGAAGCAAUAAAUAACAGUGAACCAGAUAUUAUA